AUAAACUAAAAACAAAAAAAUAUAUUACAUUCAUUAUACAUUUUUCAAAAAAUAUAUUACAUUCAUUAUCUUAAUCUUUCAUUUCACACUUCUACCAUGUGUCGUUGAACCAACGAAGGGUUUACAGUUCACCGGCAAGAAAAAAAAAUGGAGCUAUCGAAGAAGAGAAAGACGGAAGAGAACGGCGUUCUGUACACAACGGCCGGCCCCAACGAUGUCGUUGCUCCGCCGCUGUCCCUCUCUUCUUGCAGUCUCAGUCCCCAAGAUGCACGCAAGAUCCUCGAACCCUUCACCAAAGAACAGCUUCUUGACGUCUUACAAACUGUCGUCGUACGCGAUGUUGCUGUUUUAGAUGCCGUCCGCUCCAUCGCAGACUCUGACCCCACCCAACGUAAACUCUUCAUCCGUGGCAUCGGUUGGGAAACCACCAGUGAAAAGCUCCGAUCGAUCUUUUCGAGUUUCGGAGAACUCGAAGAGGCUAUUGUGAUAACCGAUAAAAACACAGGCAAAUCGAAAGGUUAUGGAUUUGUUACAUUUAAGCAUAUAGACGGUACAAUUUUGGCUUUAAAGGAACCUAGCAAGAAGAUCGAUGGUCGUAUUACGGUAGCGCAAUUAGCAGCGGCUAAAGAUUCGAAUAAUGUUGAUGUGUCUACGAGGAAGAUUUACGUCGGCAAUGUUCCUUUUGAACUUUCGUCGGAGAGAUUGUUGAGUCACUUUUCAUCGUAUGGUGAGAUUGAAGAAGGGCCGUUAGGGUUUGAUAAACAGUCCGGGAAACAAAAGGGGUUUGCGUUUUUUGUGUAUAAGACGGAGGAAGGCGCCAGGAAUUCAAUCGUUGAUCCGAUGAAGAACAUCGAUGGACACCAAGUUAACUGUAAAAUGGCCACCGAUGGGAAGAAGGGGAAAGGAGGUGGGCCUCAGGGACCAACUGGAAUGCCUGAUUCUGCUCCUCCAUCUGGUUCGAUGCCAGGGUCCAUGAAUACUGGCUAUGGUAUGCCGGGUGGGUUAACAUCAUAUGGUGGAUAUUCGAGUGGGCGUCCUCUUCCUCAUCAAAAUCCACAGAUGAACUCUUCAUUGCCUUCAACAGUUGGUGGUAGUCAUGGUUAUGGUAAUCAGGGCCCACCUUCCUAUGGUGGUGGUAGUGGCGGCGGCUACGGUGGUGGUGGUGGUUAUGGUAGCGGUGGAUACAGCAGUGGCUCACAUUAUGGAGGUGGUGCUGCCUCCGGGGAUUACCCUGGGUAUAACAAUUAUGGGUCGUCUAGAAUUCCUCCUAGCUCAGGUGGUGGUUAUGGUGGUGGUGAUGGUGGCAAUUAUGGUGGUGGUGGAUACAGCAGCGGCUCACAAAUGCCACCAGCUGGUCCAAGAGGUCCACCUAGCCAGAUGUAUCAGGGUGGGCCCCCUUACUACUGAGGUGUAUGAGAAUUAAGAGCUUGUUGAGUUGAAGACAAAUGGUUUUAUUUGGUUUUGGUGAUAAAUGGACUCUGCUUGCUUGCUUGCUUGCUUGCUGUCUGAUGUCUGAUGUCUGUACCCAUUAAGUGCUUGCUACAUGAUCACUCACUCUCUAUCUCAUCUGCCUUAUCCUAUCUGACUUGUGGAUCUGAGUUUACUUUACUUACUAGUAGUAAAAACCAAUAUGUUUUAGAUCUUUGUUGGCAACUAAGAAAGACAUCUGUUAUUAUAGUUUCUACAAUAUGAAUAUGGUAUGUGCUUCUUCUUA
This is a messenger RNA of Lactuca sativa (garden lettuce), 1714 nucleotides long. RefSeq names its product UBP1-associated protein 2C. The record is from RefSeq and is a predicted model, not a curated record. NCBI's taxonomy places the organism in Eukaryota, Viridiplantae, Streptophyta, Magnoliopsida, Asterales, Asteraceae. Gene Ontology annotation, molecular function: RNA binding. Gene Ontology annotation, cellular component: nucleus.